AAUAAUUUACAAUAUAUAAAAUGGAAUUUUCACAAAUAGAAAAAAGGCUUAUUGAAGCAUUUGAUGUAUUUGAUAAUGCAAAAGUCCAUCAAGUAGAUGUCAGAGAAUUAGGAACAAUUAUUAGAUCUCUUGGUUGCGUUAUUACUGAGGCAGAAUUGCAAGAAAUACAGGUUGAAGUAGAAGAUGUUGAAAAUAAUUGUGUACCCCAAGAUCGUUUCGUUGAAUAUAUGUGCAAAGCCAUUGGCGAACAAAAGUACAAACCAACUGAUCCAGAAGAUCUAUUAAAAGCAUUCCAAGUGUUGGAUCCGGAAAACCGAGGUUACAUUUUGAGAAAUGAAUUAGAAAAGGCAGUAACGGAAGUUGGAGAGCCAUUUACUGUUCAAGAAGUAAAUGAAAUGAUGUCCAUUGCUUGUGAUUCACAAACAAAUCGAAUUAAUUAUGAAAAUUAUAUUAAUUUAUUAAUACCAAAAAUACCCACAGACAAAAAUAUAUUUGCAAUGUCGGAAAUUAAAGGAGCGUAAAGGAAUAAACCAUUACAAGUACUUUCUUAGAAUAUCAGUACAUACUGCAAUUAUCGGCAAUUAGCAAAUUGUUAAAUUUUUAGUGCAACAAGUAAUGUGUUAAUUGUUGACAAAAUUUUGAAUCAUUUCCAUUAUAAAAAAUAGUUUUUUC
Molecule: messenger RNA, 672 nt
Organism: Ceratosolen solmsi marchali
Lineage: Eukaryota; Metazoa; Arthropoda; Insecta; Hymenoptera; Agaonidae
Product: EF-hand calcium-binding domain-containing protein 2
Exons: 4
Coding region: 21-521 (166 amino acids)
Molecular function (GO): calcium ion binding
Source: RefSeq, a predicted model, not a curated record